Messenger RNA from Dioscorea cayenensis subsp. rotundata (Guinea yam), 715 nucleotides. RefSeq names its product bet1-like SNARE 1-1. Lineage: Eukaryota; Viridiplantae; Streptophyta; Magnoliopsida; Dioscoreales; Dioscoreaceae. The record is from RefSeq and is a predicted model, not a curated record. The transcript is spliced from 6 exons. Bases 267 to 635 code for a protein of 122 amino acids.
CCGAUAUAUAUCCUCUCACUGGCACCGAGAUCCGGCGAUCUCUCCUUCUCUCUCGAUUGGGACGGCGAGGAACCCUAGAAUUCCAUGUUUUUGAUCCAAAACUCGAAGGAUUUGAUUGCCGAUUGAUCAAUUGAGCUGCCGAUAUCAGAGAUAUUCAUAAGGAGGUUGUGCUAAUAAUACAUUUCAAUAUUGUGGCAAAAUAUUUGGAAAGAGCGCUGAAGGGGAGCGAAACAAAAUUUUCAAGGAUUUUUGUGGCAAGUUAAGCCAUGAAUUCAAGAAGAGAUUACCGUAACCACAGAACUGCUUUGUUUGAUGGCAUUGAAGAAGGUGGAAUUCGGGCUUCGCCCUACGGUUCCCAUGAGAUCGAUGAACAUGACAAUGAGAGAGCUAUGGAUGGGCUACAGGACAGAGUCAAUAUACUCAAAAGAUUAACAGGUGAUAUACACGAAGAGGUAGAGGGUCAUAACCGGUUUCUAGAUCGAAUGGGCAAUGAUAUGGAUACAUCGAGAGGAGUUCUUUCGGGAACCAUGGAUCGAUUUAAGAUGGUUUUUGAGACCAAAUCAAGUCGUCGUAUGGCAACUCUCGUUGCAUCAUUCUUGGCUCUCUUCUUGCUCAUAUAUUACCUUACAAAGUAGUCGUCGUCUCUAAUCGGUUUUAUGUGUAUAAAACUUGUGUGGUUUGGUAUAUUUGUUGAAUCUUCUUUGUUUUAUCGUCA